AAUUCAAAGCAGCGCGGGAAGAAUCGCGCUUGCGCGUUUGGCGGGCCGGCUCAGUGGGACGCGCUUGGGAGGCGGCUACCGCGGCCGUCCUAACUUCGGUGAACCCUGCUGCUCUCGCCCGUGCACAUGACUCCGUAGCCCGCUCAGUGCGUUCCAGUCGUGUGUAGUGGAAGCCUCUUUGGGGACUCAGAUGGAGGAGCCAAUGGCGUUUUCUCCCCUGCGUGGCUGUGACAGGUGUCCAGCUGAUGACUCUUUAAAAAAAUAUGAGCAGAGUGUUAAACUUUCAGGUAUUAAAAGAGAUAUCGAGGAGCUUUGUGAAGCUGUACCACAGCUUGUCAGUGUGUUCAAAAUUAAGGACAAAAUUGGAGAAGGCACCUUCAGCUCUGUUUAUUUGGCCACAGCACAGUUGCAAGAAGGACAUGAAGAGAAAAUUGCGCUGAAACACUUAAUCCCAACAAGUCAUCCUGUGAGGAUUGCAGCAGAGCUUCAGUGUCUGACGGUUGCAGGGGGGCAAGACAAUGUCAUGGGAGUUAAGUACUGCUUCAGAAAAAACGAUCAUGUGGUUAUUGCUAUGCCGUAUCUGGAACACGAGUCUUUUUUGGACAUUUUGAAUUCUCUUUCCUUCCAAGAAGUUCGGGAAUAUAUGUUUAAUCUUUUCAUAGCUUUGAAACGGAUUCAUCGGUUUGGUAUUGUUCACCGUGAUGUGAAGCCCAGCAAUUUUUUAUACAAUAGACGCCUUAAAAAGUAUGCCUUGGUGGACUUCGGUUUGGCCCAAGGAACACGGGACACAAAAAUAGAACUGCUCAAGUUUGUCCAGUCUGAAGCUCAGCAGGAAGAUUGUUCACAAAACAAGUAUCACGGAGUCUCUGGACACAAGGGCCCACGGAGUCGCCCAGCACCUAAACACGGGGAGCAGCAGUGUGCCACAAAACCUUCUGUCAAAAGACCCUACGCAAACACACAACUUCACAUUAAGCAAGGAAAAGACGGAAAGGAGGGAUCUGUAGGCCUUUCUGUCCAGCGCUCUGUUUUUGGAGAAAGAAAUUUCAAUAUACACAGCUCCAUUUCCCAUGAGAGCCCUGCAGAGAAACUCAUCAAGCAGUCAAAGACUGUGGACGUGAUAUCAAGAAAGCUAGCAACAAAAAAGACGGCCAUUUCUACAAAAGCUAUGAAUAGUGUGAUGAGGGAAACUGCCCGGUCCUGCCCAGCCAUCUUCACUUGCGACUGCUAUGGGACAGAUAGAGUCUGCAGUGUUUGCCUGUCGAGACGGCAGCAGGUCGCCCCUCGGGCAGGCACACCAGGAUUCAGAGCGCCAGAGGUCCUGACAAAGUGUCCUGACCAGACAACAGCGAUUGACAUGUGGUCUGCAGGUGUCAUAUUCCUGUCCUUGCUAAGUGGGCGGUACCCGUUUUACAAGGCCAGUGACGACUUAACUGCUUUGGCUCAAAUCAUGACAAUUCGAGGAUCCAGGGAAACUAUCCAGGCUGCUAAAGCUUUUGGCAAAUCAAUUUUGUGUAGCAAAGAAGUCCCAGCACAAGACUUGAGAGCACUGUGUGAGAGACUUCGGGGUCUGGACUCUGCCACUCCCAAGUCAGCUGUUGAUCCUGCUGCUUCAGAGAACAUUGACCAUAAAGCGUCCCAUGUACAGGCUUCUCAAGCACAGCACUCAGAGAAUACCUUGUAUAGAAGGGACAGUGACGGCUGUCAGAGUCAUCCUCAAGACUGUACUGCCAACUCAGAAGGCUGGGACUCGGUACCUGAUGAAGCCUAUGACCUGCUUGAUAAACUUCUGGAUCUAAACCCAGCCUCAAGGAUAACAGCAGAAACAGCCUUAUUACAUCCAUUCUUUAAAGACAUGUGCUCCUGAUAUGGCUCUCUACUCACUGUUGCUGCUAUGUGUUGUGAGGUGGGGUAGAUAGAUAAUCACAGAUUGUUUGCAUCCAAGUCCUGGAGAGAAUGAAUAACUUAUUUUAAGAUUAUAAUAUUUGCUCUGAUGUCAGAUUACAAACAGAUUAAGAAUUCUUAAAGAUCCAGGGGGAGUCAUUAACAAGAUCUUUGAGUUAGACCACCAGGUAGACUCAGAUGCUUAGUGUCCUGCUUUUCUUUGCCUGCAACCUUACUUAGCCUGUUGCAUGGGUUCAAGGUGCAGGUCAUAAAACUAACAGAUAUGACAAAGGAGAAAAUGAGGGAAAAGCACUGUUUCCAAGGCAGAGUGUGGUCUACACUGUGUGCAUGGGGGAACUGGCUGUUGGUAGUGUGUAGGGUGACCUUUCCUGUAGGUGUCCAGAUGAACAAAUAGUUAAGGAGAGAUGUUUGUCACCUCUUAACAUAGCCAUUGUAAAUUAUAGGAUUUUACUGCAGUUUCUGGGUGCCUAAGUGUUACAUGUAUUUAUAUUUGGAGCCCAAUAAUGUGUGUAUUGUUGAUAAGACAGAAAUGCUUUUCUCAUAGUAUUAUUUUCUCACACCACCUUUGUUUAAUUAGGUAACAGCCACAGAGAAAAGUGAGCACAGAGCUGGGGAGAUUACUUCUCUCUGCUGAGAGCAGCCACAUUUCUGCAUUUCUGUUCUAAGUUGAUCUUGGUCAGGAGGAAUGGGUCUUAGGUAAUUGAGAGAAGAGAUAUAAGGGGACAAAGUAGCAAAGGGCUUGAUAUGGUGAUGUGUGCGCUAUGUACUAAACGUCUCUGUGUCCAUGGUAGCAUACCAGGCUUCACAGGGGUCAGGGGAUAGACUUGCUGAGGACUUCCUGCUUGUAUUGUCACAGACUAUAGGGAACUGUCUCUCAGAGUGUUUACUUUACUGUUGUGAACAUGGAUAGAUCAGUGUGUCUUGUUGAUCAAUUUGACAUGUUUGUAUAAUAUAUAUUUGUGUGUACACACUUUGUCUUAUGCUGUAAUUUUUUAAAAACUUGAAUGUUUUGGGAUAUGUAUUUAAUAAUAAACUUUUAGAUUCUUAUGUCAGA
This is a messenger RNA of Grammomys surdaster, 2959 nucleotides long. It is a transcript of the gene Cdc7, whose product is annotated as cell division cycle 7. Gene Ontology annotation, cellular component: nucleus. NCBI's taxonomy places the organism in Eukaryota, Metazoa, Chordata, Mammalia, Rodentia, Muridae. The coding region runs from base 191 to 1867 and encodes 558 amino acids. Gene Ontology annotation, molecular function: protein serine/threonine kinase activity; ATP binding. The record is from RefSeq and is a predicted model, not a curated record. The transcript is spliced from 12 exons. Gene Ontology annotation, biological process: protein phosphorylation; mitotic DNA damage checkpoint signaling.